CUUGGUGGUAUUAUGGCAUGUAGAAGUGUUGGAGGCGCCGCCGGAGGUGGUAUCUGGGUAUUACCGUCGCUCCGACUGAAAGAGGAUUUCGAGGGAGAGCAAUAGAGACGUGAUCUGGGCUAGAAGGGACCGGAGGUCCGUAGAUUGCGUGGCUAGAGAGGCCGGAGGUAAGUGGCUGUAGAAGUCGGGCGGACCCGGAAUCCAGAGGAAACGGGACCAUGACUUAUGCUUAUCUCUUCAAGUACAUCAUCAUCGGGGAUACAGGUGUGGGGAAGUCAUGUCUCCUCCUGCAGUUUACAGACAAGCGGUUCCAGCCGGUCCACGACCUCACAAUAGGUGUGGAAUUUGGGGCGCGUAUGGUCAACAUCGAUGGAAAACAAAUCAAACUGCAAAUCUGGGACACGGCUGGGCAAGAAUCUUUCCGUUCUAUCACCCGUUCAUACUACAGGGGAGCAGCGGGAGCACUGCUGGUGUACGAUAUUACAAGGCGUGAAACCUUCAACCACCUGACCUCAUGGUUAGAGGAUGCCCGGCAGCACUCUAGCUCCAACAUGGUUAUCAUGCUGAUUGGGAAUAAGAGUGACCUAGAGUCCCGUAGGGAUGUGAAGAGAGAAGAGGGAGAGGCCUUUGCUCGGGAACAUGGACUUAUAUUCAUGGAAACUUCGGCCAAAACAGCCUGCAAUGUUGAAGAGGCCUUCAUUAACACAGCCAAAGAAAUAUAUAGGAAGAUCCAGCAGGGUUUAUUUGAUGUUCACAAUGAGGCAAAUGGCAUCAAGAUUGGCCCCCAGCAGUGUAUUUCAACAUCAGUGGGACCCAGUGCCUCCCAGCGGAGCACUCGUGACAUGGGAUCUGACUCUGGCUGCUGCUGAACAUCUGGCCUGGACUUUUUUUUCCUUCCUGGAACAGCUUCAAAUCAAUAGGCUCAAAGAAAGAGGUCUUACUUGCUUUGGCUGAGAAAAGCCUCUUUUCAAGGUGUGAUGUUUUGCCUUUCCACUUAAAGACCAGGGGAGAAUUUGGGCCCUCAUCCUCCUGUUUUAAUUUCUAAAGUGUUAGGAUCAAAGCUGAUUGUCAUGGUAGUUCAAAAAUAAAUUCUUUUAUAAACAUACACAAUCUACUCCCCACCAAGAAUUAGUAACAGAGGUCUAGGAUAUAAUGCAUGAGCACUUGAGAUUACUGAGAUCUGGAUGACUUUUGGGUCAUAGAUCCUCUGUCUACGGAUUUCAUUGAGUUUUUUCACUUGCCACUUCAUAAGAGUUGUUACAGAAGGCAUUCCUUCUACUUGAACUGCUCAAAGAUGCGGAAUACUUCUCUGCCAUCCCAUUACUAGUUUCUCUGUCUCAGAGUAACUACAAAACGUUUGAGGUCAGCAGAAUUGCUCCUGGACCUGUGGGCACUUACUAUCAUUACCUAGAAAAAACAUCUUUCCCUGUUCGUUUUGUUUUAGGGACCAAUCCUAACAUGGGUAAGUCUAGUGUCUUUCACCAAAUAGACUCCUACUGUUUCAUCACACUCACUUUUUAAGGAGACCUAUUUAGACUUUUUGCUCUAAUCAAGCUAAUCUGCUUAACUGGACAUGACAUAUUUGCUUCCAAGUCUCUGCCUUUGCACACUCCCUACUCUCCACUGACAUUAUACUCAAGUCACAUUUUUUUUUCUCCUGACAUAGGGACUUCUGAACAAUUAUUGACACAGUACCCCUUGGCUUUCAUAUGUUUAUUCAUAUGUGUAUUUAUUUGUAUUUAUGUUACUUUGUAAAUAUAUUUUAUAGUUGCUUUGUGUGUGGAAUCUUUCUCCCCUAUAUAGGUUGUAAGCUCCUUGAGAGCAGGAACCAUGCUAUCCCUUUAUUUUUGUAAACCACUUGCUCCACCAUUUCUUCACAGUGCCUAGUGCUACUCAUUGCUACUCAUGUGAUGUUGAAUUUGACUGACAUACUUAAAGACUUGGAACAGGUUUAUUUUAGGCUGCAAAGGAAACAAAAGGCCUUAGAGUCAUCUCUUUGUAAUUCUCUCUCAGCCUCUUCCAUCUGCUUACUCUAGAUUCUGUCUUGCUUUUCUUCCUCUCCUCUCUCUCCUUUCCAUGGCUCUUUGCCUCCAUUUCACGCAGCAUACAACAAGGUUGCCAGCUACCAAGCAGUCAAAUAAGUGGGUACUUCUCUAGCCAUUCUCCCUUUCAAGAGCAUAUAAUACUAGUCAACUUUGCCUUUGCUUUAUUCAUCAUGCAGCCUUCUGGGUCAGUUGCUGUAUCAUUUUGCCUUGAUGCCCCAUUCUCUUCUACAGCACUGAGGUCUUGUGAAUUUCUCUCUCUCUUUUUUUUUGGGGGGGGUGUUGAUGAAUUGUUUCAUUGUUAUUAAAUAUAUGCAUGUAUCCAAGCUGCUCAUA
Molecule: messenger RNA, 2378 nt
Organism: Phacochoerus africanus (Common warthog)
Lineage: Eukaryota; Metazoa; Chordata; Mammalia; Artiodactyla; Suidae
Gene: RAB2B
Product: RAB2B, member RAS oncogene family
Exons: 8
Coding region: 219-869 (216 amino acids)
Cellular component (GO): Golgi apparatus
Molecular function (GO): GTPase activity; GTP binding
Source: RefSeq, a predicted model, not a curated record